AUGCUCUCCGAAAGUGUCACUCGAUUGCGUCUAUCUCAACCCCCGCACUUCCAUUGGUCCCCAGGACAAACGGCGUAUCUAAUAAUGCCCUCAAUUUCGACCCUGCCAUUCGAAGCGCACCCCUUUACUAUUGCGAGUUUUGAUUCUAGAGCUGGUAUUUUUGGUCAACGUGCAGGGAGGUUUCACGAAAAAGUAACUGUAGAUGGUCCUUACGGGCCAUCUCCUGACCUCGGUUCAUACGACACCUCUGUAUUGGUGGCAGGCGGGUCUGGUGUCUCGGUUUUCCUUGACAUCAUUGAACGCGUACGCAAGGGGAACAGCUCUUGCACACGCGUGGUUUUCAUUUGGUCUAUUCGUGGGGCUGAGUUUGUCCAAUGGAUCGAAGAAGCACUUAUCAAUGCUGUUCAGCUUGCUCCGCCUUCCUUGGCAAUCUCUUAUCCGCAUCUUUAUCACAGCUUCCCCAUCCAGGGAAGACGAUUCCAGCAUUCAAGGUUUGACUGA
Suillus plorans is the source of this 501-nucleotide messenger RNA. RefSeq lists its product as uncharacterized. The transcript has 5 exons. Gene Ontology annotation, molecular function: oxidoreductase activity. The record is from RefSeq and is a predicted model, not a curated record. The coding region runs from base 1 to 501 and encodes 166 amino acids. Gene Ontology annotation, cellular component: plasma membrane. Lineage: Eukaryota; Fungi; Basidiomycota; Agaricomycetes; Boletales; Suillaceae.